AUGUUGAAUCCAAACACUGAGCAAGACAUCCCUGUCGACCCCAAUGCGGCCACCGGGGCGGAUGUGGACGACGUGACUGAAACAUCGAGCAUCCGCACGUCGUCAACUACUUCUCUCUCUGAGAGCGUGCGCGAGUACAGGGAGCUCCAUGGUCGGACCUUCUCUCAGAAGACAGAAUACUGGGCUCCAAACGAUGAGAGAGAGCAGGACGCUCUGGAUUUCAACCACUACUGGAUGACGGAUCUGCUUGGUCAAAAGUUGACUCUUGUUCCUCUUAAGGACCCCCAGCAUGUUCUUGACCUUGGCACGGGGACGGGAAUAUGGGCGACUGACUUUGCGGACACACAUCCGUCGGCGGAGGUUAUUGGCACCGACAUCUCUCCGAUUCAGCCUGGCUGGGUGCCCCCCAACUGCAAAUUCCAGAUUGAUGACUUCGAGCUUGAUUGGACGUUCCCGGCAAAUCAUUUCGACUUGAUCCACAUCCGAAAUCUGGAAGCUGGAGUCGCAGACUGGCCCAGGCUUUAUGAGCAAGCUUUCAAAGCUACAAAACCGGGAGGCUACAUCGAGGUAAAGCAAAUCGACAUCGAGUACCACUCCCAGUCAGUCGAGGUUACCGAAGACCACAUCUUCCGAAGAUGGUACAAAGCCAUGACAGAAUCCACCGAUAAAAUGGGAAAGACUCUGAGGAACGUCGACAAUCACGGCAUUGCUAAGGGCAUGACGGAAGCAGGAUUCGUGGUUGAAGAGGAGAAGGUGUGGAAGAUUCCCAUUGGUGGAUGGAGCAAAGACCCGGAGUUGAAGAGGCUCGGGGCGUGUACCCUUGAGUACAAUGACUCUAUGCUCGAGUCUUUUGCUCUUUACUUGUUGAAGGAGGUACUUGGCUGGGAGUACACGGAGAUCAUGGUGUUCGUCGCUGAAAUGCGGAAAGAGCUACGCGACCUCAAGAAUCAGGUGUACUAUCACUUCCACCUUGUCUACGGUCGCAAGCCCGAAGAGACUGCGGAGACACCUGCCGCCUAA
Molecule: messenger RNA, 1020 nt
Organism: Colletotrichum aenigma
Lineage: Eukaryota; Fungi; Ascomycota; Sordariomycetes; Glomerellales; Glomerellaceae
Product: Secondary metabolism regulator LAE1
Exons: 7
Coding region: 1-1020 (339 amino acids)
Molecular function (GO): methyltransferase activity
Source: RefSeq, a predicted model, not a curated record